Molecule: messenger RNA, 899 nt
Organism: Gracilinanus agilis (Agile Gracile Mouse Opossum)
Lineage: Eukaryota; Metazoa; Chordata; Mammalia; Didelphimorphia; Didelphidae
Gene: RNF222
Product: ring finger protein 222
Exons: 1
Coding region: 181-897 (238 amino acids)
Source: RefSeq, a predicted model, not a curated record
UUGUCUGCACCCUUUAGUUGGUUGUGUAACUGUGAAAAUGUGGUCUUAGAGAAUAUUUACAAAUUCCUCCUUAAGCCCUUUAUAGAUAUUCUUUUUUUUCCUUCUUUCUUUUUUUAACCCUGGCCUUCCAUAAGAUCAGUGUCUUUCCUAUUACACAUUGCUGUGGUAGAGGGGAAUAAGAUGAGAAGAGUACUAUUGAUGCUCUCUGUCCUUCCCUCCUGUAGUAGAUGCUUGCAUAUUGCUGGAGCUGCCAUGUCGGAAGGAGAGAGCAAGGACAGUGUGGGCAGUGAGUGUCCUGUGUGCUAUGAGAAGUUUCGGGACCUAGAAGGAGCCAGCCGGACACUGAGUUGCGGCCAUGUCUUCUGCCAUGACUGCCUCGUCAAGUACCUGCUUUCAUGCAAAGUGGACGGACAGAUCCAAAAGACCAUCGUCUGCCCUAUUUGCCGCUAUGUCACCUUCCUCAGUAAGAAGAGCUCCCGCUGGCCCUCAUUAUCAUCGGAAAAGAGCCCUCAGACCUUGACAGUCCCUGUGGGUUUGGAUAACCUGCCUUCUCUGGAUGCUUUGGGACACACAAACCCUCUGACCAUUCCCCAUCCUCUCUGGGUUCCUUCUCAGAGCCAGACAAGAGUCCCCCAACUUCCCAGGGACUUGCUACCCAACUUAGUCCGAGAGCCCCAGAUCUUCAUCAUCAGUAGACAUGGGAUGCCACUAGGGGAAGAAGACAGUGUGCUGCCUAGGCAGAGUCUAGGUGACCUCUCAGAAGCAUCUCCAGCACCAAGCUCUUCCUGCUCACAUUGUUGCCGUUCUCGAAUGUUGCUGCUGAUCACUUUUAUUACAGUGGUGGCUGUGAUAGCUACUAUCCUGCCCUGGGUCCUAUUGGUGAGGAAGGAGGCAUGACU